Molecule: messenger RNA, 738 nt
Organism: Rotaria socialis
Lineage: Eukaryota; Metazoa; Rotifera; Eurotatoria; Philodinida; Philodinidae
Source: the annotation of a GenBank genome assembly
AUGAAUAUUAUUUGGCAAAUUAUCCUUCUUCUUAUUUUAGUAGCUAAUUAUUCCUACGGACGAUAUGCUAUUAAAUGGGUUCGAACAAAUGAUCAACCGCUUAUAGACGAAUCCCUGAAAGCGGCUACUGCUCAUCAUAGAUUUGAUCAAUAUGGAGAUGAUUUACAAUCAAAAAUAACAAAUAUUGUUUGUAAAGCACGCAUUUUUAAUGGAAUUCGUAUUAAAUUAUAUUUCGAAAUUGAAAAACAAGUAUGGAAAUGUUUACUUUAUAAGCCAUUAGUUCAAGCACUUGGUAUAUAUUGUGAAAAUUGUACUCAAGUAACAGACGAAAAUUCACUUGAAGAAUUUCAACUUCAACACAAUGAUAAAAUAGAUCAUGAAAAGCCACAAGUAAAUGAUGAGCGUCAAAAAGAAGAAACUGAUGAUGAAGCUAAAAUAGAUGAAAUUCAUCAACACGGAGAAGAAAAAGAGACGAACAAUGAUGAGACGAACAAUGAUGAGACGAAUAAUGAUGAGCCUCAAGCUGAUAACAAUAAUCAGCAAGCACACAAUGAACACCUAAAUCAACAACCAGGUUUCGAACGAGAUACAGAUGAAAAUGAAAAAGUUUCUAAUGAAAACCAGGAUGACGAUGAAACAAAUAUUGAUACAAACCAUGCUGAACAAAAAAUAAAUCAAGAUGAAGAUGUACCUCAUAAAGAUAUAGACAACACGCAUAUUCAAAAUGAUAAUCAAUAG